Sungouiella intermedia is the source of this 2088-nucleotide messenger RNA. NCBI's taxonomy places the organism in Eukaryota, Fungi, Ascomycota, Pichiomycetes, Serinales, Metschnikowiaceae. The record is from the annotation of a GenBank genome assembly.
AUGAAUUUGAUGGACAUGCUAAUGGAGAACGGAGAGUCGUUUAGAAACUACCUGGAGUUUGGGGCCACUGAGCAGUAUCCGGUGCAGUCUGUUCCGAAAAAUGUCUAUUACCUUCCAACUGUUUUCACCAAAUUGCAAAAAGACAUGAGUGAAGCCGUGGUCCAAAUCUUCCGGCCGGCACUUACCAAGCAGUUGGCAGCAAGGAACCAACGCACAAGCAUCAAUAGUCUUUUGGAUUCUGAGCCGGUAGUCAACGGAACGGGUGACCAAGAGAUGAACGACGAAGAGUUGGGAGCAUUGAUGUUUGACCAAUUACGACAACUAUCACGGCAUCCGUCAUUGGUGGUGGACCAUUUCAUUCCCAAAAAACUUUUGCUUCUGGAGCUCAAGGAUAGGCUUUUGCACAUGUCAGGAAAGUUGGUUUUCUUCGACCGGUUGGUGGACCUCAUAGCAAAAGAGUACGAACUGGGUGAGUUGCAUGACAACUACAAUCUAUUGGUGGUUGCAGAGAAUGUCAGAGAGAUCGAGUGGAUAGAGGGCCAAAUUAUUGGUAAAAAGUUGAAUUACGUCAACCUUAGUGCUCGCAAACUUUACGACGCAGAGGAAAAACUGUCACGUUUUGUUAAAGAGGACAGCGUGGACGAGGACCAACAAAAUCCCGAAUUCAAGAAACGCCGAAGGCAUUUUGUUGCUCGCCAGAGCAAGUCAGGCAAGUAUGUUCCACAAUUCACCUUACAUCUUGUCACGUGUCGUCAGCUUUACCUGAGUUAUUCAUCCAACACACCAUUUGACAUGAUCGUGUCCUUUGAUAGCGACAUCGAUGUGGAAAGCGCUAGUAUAGAGCUUCUAAGGACGAACAAUAAGGCAAACAACAAGUCUUUGACAGGGGUUCUGAUCAAAACACCCGUGAUUAUCCCAAUCUCUCUCUUUUCCAUCGAGCACUUCAUAACACUUCUCCCGAAGCCCAACCCUAGUCUUUCCACUCUAUCGGAUUCUGAAAAGCAAUGGAAACUGAAGGUAUCCAAGAUGUUCAUCGCAAACAGGCACCAGCUAUUCAAAGAGUCAGAUACCAACUUCUACCUUGACACUUACGGGCGCAACUUUGCGUUGCUCCAUGACUGGCUUUUCCAAUGGGAUAGAGUAGAGUUAGAGAACGUGAAGCAGGUGCAAGAUCAUUCCAACGACGUUUCUCGAUCUUGCUCGCCUGAAAAGCUCGAGAAACGCUUGAAUGAUAAUCACUUACAGGCCCUUGGGAAGAUAUUUGCUGAUACAACCAAUGGUUGGGAUGUGACUAGCCAAUCAGUUAUACCCAAUGAUGCCUCGCUAAACUAUGAGACCUUCAAGAAGAGAUUUGCUGAGUUCCUCAAUAGCCGGAUCGCACAGGCUGAAACUCUUAUUCACGAGGGGACAACCAGUAUUCUUCCAGCGUUCAGAGAUGCGGAAGCAAGACGACAAGAAGAAAUUGACCAAGAUGAAGACCUCGUUGGCCAGGAGUACCGCAAAUUGCGCAAACUCAAUGAAGAGGCCAGCAAUGUGGACCGCAAAUUUGAUCGUUUCGAGAAUGAACAUGCUCGUAUUCUGGCUCUAGAAUCGGAAACUAGUGAUAUGUUGACACAUCUCGAGGAUGUAACCACCAGCAAAGACGAAGAAGAUCUCCUCAAGUUAGUUGAUGAGCAGCUGUCACUUUUGAAGCAGCUAGAGGAAGAAAAGUCAAAGCUCGAUGCAGAGUACAAGAGGGUAACAGAAGAGACGGAUAAUCUCCGAACAGAGUAUCAGUCCAAAUCAGCACGGGCACUUGAGUCUACUGAAGCGCUAAGCUCUGCCAAAGCCCUUCAAGCAAGAUUCGAAGCCAAAUUGAAUAAACCUGGUAUGACCACUCUACCAACGCUUACACGAAGGGACGAACUACAGGCUUAUGAGACGGAGAAACGGAGAAUCAAACAGGAAAACACAUUUAUCAAGCUGCUUUUCCUGAAACGGUUGGAUCAGCUUGUGAAGGAGAGAAGUGCCAUUUUGGAUACCACAAACUCUGGAUCGAGUAGCCGUCCUAGCAACCGUAUCAGUCGUGCGUCUACUCCAUUUACGUGA